AUGAUAGUAUAGCUUAACUGCAACGAUCAAUAAAUUAGAUAUCAAAAUUUGUUGUAUUAUAUAUGCCAUUUAUAAGAGAUCCUUUUAUAGUAAUGUUGCAUCAUACCAUCUCUCAAUGCUAAAUUGCUUUUAGGGAUCUCCAAUGUAGUAUACAAUUGUUGGCUAUUCUACAGCAAGGACACUAGUUGUAUUGCAAGUUUCAUUUGUUAUAACAACUUAGAAAGUUCGAAAUACGGAGACAUAAUAACUAACAUUUGCCUACAGUUUUAAAGUGAAACUCUUCCAAUAUUAGUUGUUAUUGCACAAUACUCUCAAUUGAUUAUCUUUGAAGUAAAUGUAUUAUUGAUCCUCAGGUUUUAGGGUUAAGUUAGUACCUGUUUCAAGGAGUUCAUAAGUUAUGUCUGGACAUAUGUUUUAUUUGGUAUGAUUCCAGGUUAGAUUAGCGAUCACUAUCUCUUUUGA
This is a messenger RNA of Stylonychia lemnae, 462 nucleotides long. The record is from the annotation of a GenBank genome assembly. Lineage: Eukaryota; Ciliophora; Spirotrichea; Sporadotrichida; Oxytrichidae.